AUUCAUAUAUCAAAAACAAUAUGGGUAUCAUAUAUAAGAUAUCAAUCAUCAAUUUUUUACUGUUAUUAUCAUUGUUAUUGGUUAUCAAAUUGGCCAGUACAGAUAAAGAUGAUUCUGAUACAGGACAGGGAGUUAAACUGUUUGGACCUAAAAGAGGAGCGUUUAAAAAAGCUAAACAAUUUCAUACGACUACUAUUAUUACUAUUACUACUACUACUASUASUAGUCUAGUAGUGACACAAAAAUUAACGAAGGAUAAAGUGUCCAAAAAAGGUGGUAAAAGUGCUAAAAUYACUAAUGAUAACCAAAAAGACAAACCCAGUAGCGUUUUAAUAUCAAAUAGUGUAAAUAAAAAUGACAAAAUUGGGACUAAACAAGAAUUUAUUACUCCUUUCUAUGCCAUCGAUGACGACGAAACUGAAAAGUUGGACAAAGAUAUAACAGAUUCAACAACAGAUACAAUAAGUGGUGACAAACCUGAGUUAAUGACCUCUUUUUAUGCCAUCGAUGAUAGUUCUGAAUCCAUCAAAUCGUCUCAAACGAAAACUGAAGACUCAAUACCGGAGAAUAUUGGCGAAAAUGUUGUCGGAGCUGAAGAUUUUCCCGCUYCGACAUCAAAGUUUGGUGUCAAGUCAUCCAAUUCAGAUAAAAGUGAUGAUAGCUCUGAAUCCACACCAACUUUAUCUAUAAAUGAUGACAAUCGAGAGUCGACUACAUCUUUCUAUGCUAAUGAUGACAAUGAAGAGUCGACUACAUCUUUAUCUACCAAUGAUGACAAUCGAGAGUCGACUACAUCUUUAUCUACCAAUGAUGACAAUCGAGAGUCGACUACAUCUACCAAUGAUGACAAUGAAGAGUCGACUACAUCUUUCUAUGCUAAUGAUGAUAAUCAAGAGUCGACUACAUCUUUAUCUACCAAUGAUGACAAUCGAGAGUCGACAACAUCUUUCUAUGCUAAUGAUGACAAUCAAGAGUCGACUACAUCUUCAUCAACCAAUGAUGACAAUGAAGAGUCGACUACAUCUUUAUCUACCAAUGAUGACAAUCGAGAGUCGACUACAUCUUUAUCUACCAAUGAUGACAAUCGAGAGUCGACUACAUCUUUAUCUACCAAUGAUGACAAUGAAGAGUCGACUACAUCUUUAUCUACCAAUGAUGACAAUCGAGAGUCGACAACAUCUUUCUAUGCUAAUGAUGACAAUGAAGAGUCGACUACAUCUUUAUCAACCAAUGAUGACAAUGAAGAGUCGACUACAUCUUUAUCWACCAAUGAUGACAAUCGAGAGUCGACUACAUCUUUAUCUACCAAUGAUGACAAUCGAGAGUCGACUACAUCUUUAUCUACCAAUGAUGACAAUGAAGAGUCGACUACAUCUUUAUCUACCAAUGAUGACAAUCGAGAGUCGACAACAUCUUUCUAUGCUAAUGAUGACAAUCAAGAGUCGACUACAUCUUCAUCAACCAAUGAUGACAAUCAAGAGUCGACUACAUCUUUAUCUACCAAUGAUGACAAUCGAGAGUCGACUACAUCUUUAUCUACCAAUGAUGACAAUCGAGAGUCGACUACAUCUUUAUCUACCAAUGAUGACAAUCGAGAGUCGACUACAUCUACCAAUGAUGACAAUGAAGAGUCGACUACAUCUUUCUAUGCUAAUGAUGAUAAUCAAGAGUCGACUACAUCUUUAUCUACCAAUGAUGACAAUCGAGAGUCGACAACAUCUUUCUAUGCUAAUGAUGACAAUCAAGAGUCGACUAUAUCUUUAUCUACCAAUGAUGACAAUCGAGAGUCAACUACAUCUUCAUCAACCAAUGAUGACAAUGAAGAGUCGACUACAUCUUUAUCUACCAAUGAUGACAAUCGAGAGUCGACUACAUCUUUAUCUACCAAUGAUGACAAUCGAGAGUCGACUACAUCUACCAAUGAUGACAAUGAAGAGUCGACUACAUCUUUAUCUACAAAUGAUGACAAUCGAGAGUCGACUACAUCUAACAAUGAUGACAAUGAAGAGUCGACUACAUCUUUCUAUGCUAAUGAUGAUAAUCAAGAGUCGACUACAUCUUUAUCUACCAAUGAUGACAAUCGAGAGUUGACUACAUCUUUAUCUACCAAUGAUGACAAUGAAGAGUCGACUACAUCUUUAUCUACCAAUAAUGAUAUCUCUGAGACCACUAUAACUUCAGACUCUAAAUCUGAUAAUAUCAGCGAAAAUCUUAUCGAAAGUGAAGAGUUUUCUGAUUCGACAACAAAGUCUUCUAYAAAAAAGAAAUCAGAUUCCAAUUCAUCCAAUACUGAUGAUACAAAAGAUGACAAUUCAGAGUCGACCACAUCUUUCUAUGCUAAUGAUGAAAAUGGUGACACAGUUACCAUUUCUUCUGACGGUUCCAGUAUUACGAUUACCAGUAUUGACAACAAUAACAUCAAUAGCGACCAAAAAUCAUCAAAAGAAGAUACCAUAAGUGAAAGUACAGAAAAAAGUAGUAAUAGUACUGAUUCAGGUGAUGAUCAUAAUGGAGAUAAUAUUGAUGAUGAAACCGAUGAUGAGAGUACCAAACAUACUACUAAAUGGGAACCGGGUCAGUAUAGACCACUCAAUGAGGAAAAACUACUGACACAAGCAGUACAGGGAUAUGUUCAUCGGCUAAACUCAACUACAUUUUAUCGAACCAUUAAUAAAGCAACGAUUCUCUAUAAUCUUAUAAAUAAAAAAUGGAUGAAAUGUUUGUCGACAUCUAAGGAACAGAUCAGCAAAGAAUUGAUGGAAAGAUUACUUAUUAUUCAAUGGUAUAGAAGUGAUAGUAGUAGUAAUAGUGACAAUAUUUUGCAUCCAAAACUAGUGUUGAAACAGUUUAUCGAAAAUCAGAAAAAGUUUACUAACAAAUGUACAAUUAGUAAGCGUUCAGAGGAGCACAUGGAUCAUAUGCGCCAUUACCUUAGAUACGAUUUACCAAAUUUUAAGGAUACGUGGGCUCCGUUUGAUAGUCGCAAACAAAAGGGACUAUUCCUUAGACGACUGACCUGUUAUUUGGUGUCCAAAGAUUACGGACCGUUCACUAUAGCAGUCAUUUUCUAUAAUAUAUUUAUCGAUAAUGAUUUGUUGAAUGAAUUUGUGGUGAAAAUUAAAUUUUAA
Oppia nitens is the source of this 3128-nucleotide messenger RNA. RefSeq names its product serine-rich adhesin for platelets-like. The transcript is spliced from 8 exons. The record is from RefSeq and is a predicted model, not a curated record. NCBI's taxonomy places the organism in Eukaryota, Metazoa, Arthropoda, Arachnida, Sarcoptiformes, Oppiidae. The coding region runs from base 21 to 3128 and encodes 1035 amino acids.